This is a messenger RNA of Cadophora gregata, 2029 nucleotides long. RefSeq lists its product as uncharacterized. Bases 1397 to 2029 code for a protein of 210 amino acids. The transcript has 2 exons. NCBI's taxonomy places the organism in Eukaryota, Fungi, Ascomycota, Leotiomycetes, Helotiales, Ploettnerulaceae. Gene Ontology annotation, cellular component: cell division site; plasma membrane; growing cell tip. The record is from RefSeq and is a predicted model, not a curated record.
AGAAGCACUGCCGAACCCAAAACAUGAGAUGACACGCCUGCCGCUGCAGUGCUGCAGCACGACCUCUCCUGAGAUUCCCGUCGUCUGAUCUGAGCAAGCGAGGAUUUGGCGAUCGAAGUCAACAUUGUUACCAAACAAGGGCUCCCCUGGAAAUGCCGUCAUCGCCGCCUGGACGCUUAAUCUCAACGUCUGGUUCGUCUGAAAGAUUUCCUCCCAUCUUUCACGAACUCUUUCCUUCCUUCCUGCGCCUGACUCCAGGUCCUCCCUCGCUUGCAAAGAACAAGCUCAUCUCCAAAUAGCCAAUCUUCCCUCAUCACCCAAUCAAACUCUUCACAUCCUACUCAGCCACAACACGCUGCAUCCAGUAUUGGACCCCAAACGGCAAAACCAAGGCACUGGUCAUCUUCAACACUCUCCCCUGUCACUGAACCCCUACCCUUCACCACUAUCAGCCAAUAACAGCGUUCUCACACUUGUCAGCCACACUCGUACCCCUGAGCGCUACGUCAGCGCUCGCUCGCUACAACUGCCAGCGCGGGACGACCAGCACAUCUUCUCCACAAGCAGCUUAGAAUUGCCGGGUAAAUAACCUUGAAUUCUUCGUCUCCACUACCAGAUGCCAUUUCCCCGGCUCUACUUCUGAGAGACUUUGAAGGGAUGAUAGCCAGUUAGAAGAGCUGGAUGGUGUCAAGCGAGGAGAGGAACAUCCACUCUGGGCUGGACUCUUGCAGGGCAAGGAGUGGAUGAAGAGAAGAUGGAAAAUCUGGGCUUGCAGAGCCACAGUCUGCCAGCUGUUCUGGCUGGCCUUGUGGAUGUGAAAGUGGAUACCAACAACCCAAAAGAGCAGCAUGGCUGAGAAAGUGACGAAUGAGACGCAGCUGAGGCGUACCCAGGUAAACAUCCAUUCCUUUCACCUCAUUCCAGGUUCCUUGCUUUGUGGCUUGCAAACCCUGUACGCACCAACCAGCUUUUGACUAGAGAAAGGAGGAACCUAUGAUGCGUUGUGAUUGUGAUCUUCUGGCUGAAGGGCUGAAAGGAAAAGUGAAACAGGAACAUAAAACCUGACCUGUUCCCUCCUUCCACGACAUAUCUUGGAAUCACUCUACGCAACGACAACACCACGGUACGAUACUUUAACUUGAGGUCCUCGCUUCAUCCUCUCCUCAUCAACCUCAUCUCUUCAUCUCUCUACACGAUUACUACACCAACAUCACAAUGGCCAAAACUGGUAUCUUCCAUCACGUAGGAACGUUCCUACUCCUCGCGGCCUCGGUCCUCCUAGUUAUCACAACUAUCUCCGCCCCAAUCAUCAACAGCAUCCCAAUCCUAAAGGUCAACCUCGCCAAUGGAUCUGAUGUCUCAUUUGGUACCUUCGGGUACUGCAUCUUAAACGUCGAUGAAGAUUCGUAUGUCCUCCCUCCUCCACUCCCACCCAAACCACUUCACCUGUGCUCAAGUUCCCAAAGCAAAGACUAACAACCACAACAGCAAAGACUACUGCUCCGGCCGCCACAUCGGCUACAACCCAGCCAACAUCAUGACCCGCAUCGAAAACACCGACUUCGGCUCCGCCUCCGAAAACACCUCCGAGGGCCUCACCCGCGUCAUGGUCCUCCACCCCGUCGCCUGCGCCCUCUCCUUCAUCGCCUUCCUGCUCGCGCUGGGCAGCGGCUUCAUCGGCGCGCUCUUCGCAUCCUUCAUGUCCGCCCUAGCAUUCAUCGUCACCAUCGUCGUGAUGGCCACGGACUUCACUUCUUUCGCUAUCAUCAGAGACCAUGUCAAUAGAGACGAUAGCGGCAGCAAGGCGCAUUACUCUACGGGUAUGUGGACUUGUCUGGCGGCGAUGGUGUGUCUCUUCUUGGCGACGUUCGUGGUGCUGUUUACGUGCUGCUCAGCGAGGAUGCAUAAGAAGAGGGAGAGUAGAGUGGGGCAUGCGGAGAAGGGGUAUGUUGCGAAUGGGACGCAUACCAGGACGAAGAGGCACUUCUGGCAGAGGAGGUCGAGGACUACUACUACCGCUGCGUACUAG